This is a messenger RNA of Medicago truncatula (barrel medic), 1524 nucleotides long. Its product is annotated as pentatricopeptide repeat-containing protein At1g63080, mitochondrial. The record is from RefSeq and is a predicted model, not a curated record. Gene Ontology annotation, molecular function: protein binding. The coding region runs from base 1 to 1524 and encodes 507 amino acids. The transcript is spliced from 3 exons. NCBI's taxonomy places the organism in Eukaryota, Viridiplantae, Streptophyta, Magnoliopsida, Fabales, Fabaceae.
AUGUGCCUUAGGGAUGACGAUUGUGCUUUUGUUCUUGUAAGAACGAAAUUGUUUGCUCCUCUUUGCAAUAUAGACGUGGGGGAGGCUGCUGGUUUGCACACAACUAUUGAUUGGAUUUCCAAUCAACAGUUUGACAGCGUCGAUUUUGUUCUUGAUUGUAAAAGAGUUGUUGAUUGUGUUAAUGCUAGCCUAGAUGAUAGUAGCGAAUUUGGGUGUAUUAUUACUGCUUUGCAAACAACAACAAUGUUGUCAAGGUUAAUAAGAUAUGUUGGUACCUCUUCUGUUUCUGUUUCUGUUUCUGUUUCUUCUUCUAUUAUUAUUCCCAACAAUAACAAGCUGUUUCCUCCUCCUCGUCCUUUUGUUUCAUACCUUAUUCGUUCCUUCUCUUCAAGUACAAUUACAGAACCCUUGUACUUUAAUCUUGAAACUCUUGAUCAUUUUUCUGCUAUUCGUAUAUUCGAUCUGAUGCUCGAUUACGAUGGCUUCUAUUCCAUAUCCGAUUUUAACUUCCUUUUUUCUUCCCUUAUCAAAAAGGGUUGCCUCUUGACUGUUUUUCAACUUGCUCAACGAUGGGAGGAAUCCCUAUCCCGUAAGUGUUAUGAUCGUGUAUAUCCAAACAUUGAUACUUGGAAAAUCCUCAUCAGUUGUCACUCUAAAAAAAAAUCAGGUAACAUCUCUUUUGCUUUCUCUCUAUUCCACAGAAUAAUUGAAGACGGUCAUCGUCCUACUACUUCCACAUUGAAUGAUAUUUUUCGAGGUUUAUGUCUCAGAGGCCAGAUUUAUAAAGCAAUUAUGUUUUAUAAUUACACCAUACUAAAGGGUUUUCAGUUGAACCUUGAGACUUAUUCUAUUAUAAUCCAUGGUUUAUGUAAGAUAGGAGAAACUAAAAAAGCAAUACACUUUUUGAGAGAGGCACCGCAGAUUCACAAGGAACAAAAUAAUGGUUUAUGUGAGAUUGGAGAAACUAAAAUACCCUUUCACUUUUUGAGCGAGGCGGAGCAGGAGGAAGAUGAAUUUGAGGAUAUGUAUGAUGCGAUCAUAAUCACACUCUGCAUGGAAAGACAUAUAAACGAAGCCUAUGAUUUAUUUUCUGAAAUGAUUGUUAAGAAGAAGAUCAUACCUUGUAAUGACAUAUAUUGCUGUCUAGUCUAUGGCUAUUGCAUCACUGGUCAAUUUAAGCAAGCAAUUGCCUUGUUUAGAGAAUUUGGGGAAGCACUAAGAAUAAGAAACAUCGGUGCUUUAGAUACAGAACAUAUACAAGAUGUGAAAGCUGCUAAAUUUGUUACAGAACAAGAGGUGACAGCUGCUAAAAGAGCAGUUGCUGUUCUGAUAAAACGCGGUGUCAAACCUGAUCUUGCUAGUUGUCAAUCCGUGGUUGGUGGACUAUACAAUGGUGGAACAGUUAAAGUUACAAGAAAGAUGGAAGAGUUGAGUUUGAGAUUUUCUCUGUACCAUAUUGAAAUAAGGAUGGAUCCUUCAAAGGAAGGACGGAAGGAGCUACGUCCUGCCGGUGGAAUAUUGUAG